This is a messenger RNA of Diceros bicornis minor, 3575 nucleotides long. RefSeq names its product tudor domain containing 3 (gene TDRD3). Bases 95 to 2449 code for a protein of 784 amino acids. Gene Ontology annotation, cellular component: nucleus. The transcript has 15 exons. The record is from RefSeq and is a predicted model, not a curated record. Lineage: Eukaryota; Metazoa; Chordata; Mammalia; Perissodactyla; Rhinocerotidae. Gene Ontology annotation, molecular function: protein binding.
UUCUUUCUUUUUUUUUUUUUUUUUGGUCUCAAGUAGGAGGCCUCCCCCCCACCCCCACCCCAGCCCCCCACCACCCCCGGCCUAAGCAGCGACCAUGGCCGAGGUCCCUGGCGCGGCGUUGUCCCAAGCGGGUUGGUAUCUGUCAGAUGAAGGCAUUGAAGCUUGCACAAGUUCUCCUGACAAAGUCAAUAUAAAUGACAUCAUCCUGAUUGCUCUCAAUACAGACUUGAGAACAAUUGGCAAGAAAUUCCUCCCCAGUGACAUCAAUGGUGGAAAGGUAGAAAAGCUUGAAGGUCCGUGUGUUUUGCAAAUUCAAAAAAUUCGCAAUGUUGCUGCACCAAAGGAUAACGAAGAAUCUCAGGCUGCACCAAGAAUGCUGCGUUUGCAGAUGACUGAUGGGCACAUAAGUUGCACAGCAGUAGAAUAUAGUUAUAUGUCAAAGAUAAGCCUGAACACACCACCUGGAACUAAAGUUAAGCUCUCAGGCAUUGUGGACAUAAAAAAUGGAUUCCUGCUCUUAAAUGACUCUAAUACCACAGUUCUUGGCGGUGAAGUGGAACACCUUAUUGAGAAAUGGGAGUUACAGAGAAGCUUGUCAAAACACAAUAGAAGCAAUAUUGGAACGGAAGGUGGACCACCUCCUUUUGUGCCUUUUGGACAGAAGUGUGUAUCUCAUGUCCAAGUGGAUAGCAGAGAUCUUGAUCGAAGAAAGACACUGCAAGUUACAGUGCCUGUCAAACCUACAAAUGAUAAUGAUGAAUUUGAAAAGCAGAGGACUGCUGCUAUUGCAGAAGUUGCAAAGAGCAAAGAAACCAAGACAUUUGGAGGAGGUGGUGGUGGUGCUAGAAGUAAUCUCAACAUGAGUACUGCUGGUAACCGAAAUAGGGAGAUUUUACAGAAAGAAAAGUCCACCAAAUCAGAGGGGAAACAUGAAGGUGUCUAUAGAGAACUGGUUGAUGAGAAGGCUCUGAAGCACAUAACAGAAAUGGGCUUUAGUAAGGAAGCAUCAAGGCAAGCUCUUAUGGAUAAUGGCAACAACUUAGAAGCAGCACUCAAUGUACUUCUUAACAGCAAUAAACAGAAACCUGUUAUGGGUCCACCUCUGAGAGGUAAAGGAAAAGGCAGGGGGCGAAUAAGAUCUGAAGAUGAAGAAGAACUGGGAAAUGCAAGGCCAUCAGCACCAAGCACAUUAUUUGAUUUCUUGGAGUCUAAAAUGGGGACUUUGAGUGUGGAAGAACCUAAAUCACAGCCACAGCAGCUUCAUCAGGGACAACACAGAUUGUCAAAUGCUGAGCAAAAUGGAGUAAAAGAUAAUAAUCAACCAAGAUAUCUUCCUCGAAAUGAUACCAGGCAGUCAAGAAAUGAAAAACCUCCUCGUUUUCAAAGAGACACCCAAAAUUCAAAGUCAUUUUUAGAAGGCAGUGGAUUACUUAGAAACAGAGGUUCUGAAAGACCGAGUAUUUCUUCAGGAUCUGAAGUGUGGGCUGAAGAGAGAAUCAAGUGUGAUAGACCGUAUUCUAGAUAUGAUAGAACUAAAGAUACUUUGUACCCUUUAAGUUCUCAGCACAAUGAUGGUGCUUUUAAAAGAAGGGAUAACUCUAUGCAAAGCAGAUCAGGAAAAGGUCUAUCCUAUGCAGACACAAAAGAAAAUCCACUUCCCCAAGAAUCCAUAGAUUAUAAUAAUCAAAAACGUGGGAAAAGAGAAAACCAAACGGCAAAUCCUGAUAAUUUUUAUGACAGGAAACCAAGAACAAUAAAUAAUGAAGCUUUCAGUGGUGUAAAAAUUGAAAAACAUUUUAAUGUAAAUACUGAUUACCAGAAUCCUGUCCGAACUGAUAGUUUCAUUGGUGUUCCAAAUGGAGAGACAGAAAUGCCACUGAAGGGAAGGCGAGUAGGACCUAUUAAGCCAGCAGGACCCAUCACAGCUACACCCUAUGAUGAUAAAAUUUUUUACAAUAGUGGACCCAAAAGAAGAUCUGGGCCAAUUAAACCAGAAAAAGUACUAGAAUCAUCUAUUCCUAUGGAGUAUGCAAAACUGUGGAAACCUGGAGAUGAAUGUUUUGCACUUUAUUGGGAAGACAACAAGUUUUACCGAGCAGAAGUUGAAGCUCUUCAUUCUUCAGGUAUGACAGCAGUUGUUAAAUUCAUUGAUUAUGGAAACUAUGAAGAGGUGCUACUAAGCAACAUCAGGCCCAUUCAAACAGAGGCAUGGCUCCAGGGGAGCUGGAAAUGCACAGGAGGAAUCAGAAGACCUGGGUCGAAUCCGGGCUCUGCCACUUACUACCUAUGUGACUUUGGGAGGAAGAAGGCACCUACGACCAAACUAUUGAGUUCCGUAGAGGAGGUGACGGCCAGCCACGGCGAUCCACUCGGCCAACCCAGCAGUUUUAUCAACCUCCCCGGGCUCGGAACUAAUAUGAAAAGUCAAGGAAAACAAAAGAAAAAAUAAACAAAUGAGACUACAUCAAACUAAAAAGCUUCUGCACAGCAAAGAAGACCAUCAACCAAACAAAAGGACAAUGCACCAAUUGGAAGAAGAUAUUUGCAAAUCAUAUAUCCAAUAAGGAGUUCAUAUCCAAAAUAUAUAAAGAACUCAUACAACUCAACUACAAAAAAAUAAGCAACCCAAUUAAAAAAUGGGCAAAAGAUAUGAACAGACAUUUUUCAAAGAACAUAUACAGAUGGCCAACAGGCACAUGAAAAGAUGUUCAACAUCACUAAUUAUUAGGGAAAUGCAAAUCAAAACCAUGGGGACUGGCCUGGUGGCGUAGUGGGUAAGUUUGUGCACUCUUCUUUGGCGGCCCAGGAUUCCCAGGUUCAGAUCCCAGGCGUGGACCUAUGCACUGCUUAUCAAGCCAUGCUAUGGUGGCAUCCCAUAUAAAGUAGAGGAAGAUGGGCAUCGAUGUUAGCCCAGGGCCUAUUUUCCUCAGCAAAAAAGAGGAGGAUUGGCAACAGAUGUUAGCUCAGGGCUAAUCUUCCUCAAAAAAAAAAAAAAAAACCAAAAAUCUACAAUGAGAUAUCACCUUACGUCUUUCAGAAUGGCUAUUAUUAAAAAGACAAGCAAUAGCAUUUAUUGCAGAGGAUGUGGAGAAAAGAGAACCUUUUAUACUACUAGUGGGAAUGUAAAUUAGCACAGACACUAUGGAAAACAGUAUGGAGAUUCCUCAAAAAAUUAAAAAUAGAACUACCAUAUGAUACAACUAUUCCACUUCUGGGUAUUUAUCUAGAUAACACGAAAGCACUAAUUUGAAAAGAUAUUUGCACCGCUAUGUUCAUCACAGCAUUAUUCACAACAGUGAGGACUUGGAAGCAACCCAAGUGCCCACUGGUGAAUGAAUGGAUAAAGAAGACGUGGUAUAUAUACACAAUAGAGUACUAUACAGCCAUGAGCAAAAGAUGAAACCUUGCCAUUUGCAACAACAUGGAUGGACUUUGAGGGUAUUAUGCUAGGUGAAAUAAGUCAGAUGGAGAAAGACAAAUAUCCUAUGAUUUCACUCAUAUGUGGAAGAUAAACAAGCAAACACAUAGAUACAGAGAACAGAUGGUGGUUGCCAGAGGCAAAGGGGGUUGCGGGG